AUGGCCCACGAAAACGUGGCAAUUAUCGGCGCCGGUCUCUCCGGCCUUACUCUUGCAUUGUCUCUACAUCAACAAAACAUCUCUUCUACUGUCUACGAGGUCAGGUCUGCGCCGAUAGAUAUUGGAGGUGCAAUCACCGUCUCGCCGAAUGCUCUUCAGAUCAUCGACAAGCUUGGUAUCUAUGAAAAUGUUUUGAGCGAGGGCUACCCUUGCGAAGCUUUCCACUUCCGUUUCCAGGAUGACAAGCCUUUCGACACGUAUGAGAUCGGCAGCGUGAGCAAAUAUGGAUACCCGGGCCUUCGGGUUUACAGAAAAGUUCUGAUCAAAGAACUGCUUGCGAAAUGUGCCGAGAAGAAUAUUCAAAUCAUUUUCGGCAAAAAGUUCAAUCGAAUCUUAUCAGAAUCAGAAGCUGGGGUGACCUGGGAAUUUGAAGAUGGUACUGUUGGACAAGCCGCCAGUCUCGUGGGUGCCGACGGUAUUCACUCUCUUGUUCGCUCUUAUGUGCAUGGUGACAUUGAACCUAAGUUCAUGAAUGUCAUGGCAAUUGGGGCAACAGUCCCUACGAGUAAAGUUGCGCUGCCUAAGGAUUACGCAUUGCCUGUUACGAUCAUGAGCAAGACGCAUGGUGCCUAUAUCCUCGCCCCCAACUUCCCUGAUGGCUCUGAAUUGGUCAUUGUCAAGCAGAGAAGAAUUGAGGAACAUGACCGGGAGGGAUGGAAGCAUCUCCUGGCCGACAAAGAAGGAUCUGUCGAGUUCCUUCGACAGGGAACGGAAGAUUUCCCAGAAAUCGUCCGUCAGGCGGUCUCGGCGAUCACACCAGAGUCAGUAUCGAUCUGGCCCUUCUACCAAGUUCCGAAGAUGGACAAGUGGACUUCAAAAGGAGGUCGAGUAUCUAUGCUUGGAGAUGCUGCGCAUGCCAUCCCUCCGUCGUCAGGGCAAGGAGCCAAUCAAGUCUUUGAAGAUGCUUACACCUAUGCUCUCAUUCGCGGUCAAUGCGACGGGGACUCGCUGGAUUCAGUUUUGCCAAAGUGGCAACGAGGCCGACAGGAACGGAUUGAUCGUUUGAUCACUUUGGCCCAACAAAUGAAUGCCCGUCGCUUGCCCGAGUCUGGCCAAAAUGAGCUCACCGAGGUCAUUGGAACAGAAGACUUCAACAUGGAGUGGCUUUUCAAGCCUGACCUAGAAAAGAUGAUCCAAACCUGGCUUGCUAGCUAA
This is a messenger RNA of Penicillium soppii, 1215 nucleotides long. Its product is annotated as FAD-dependent oxidoreductase. Gene Ontology annotation, molecular function: monooxygenase activity; FAD binding. NCBI's taxonomy places the organism in Eukaryota, Fungi, Ascomycota, Eurotiomycetes, Eurotiales, Aspergillaceae. Bases 1 to 1215 code for a protein of 404 amino acids. The record is from RefSeq and is a predicted model, not a curated record. The transcript has a single exon.